Molecule: messenger RNA, 1049 nt
Organism: Diatraea saccharalis (sugarcane borer)
Lineage: Eukaryota; Metazoa; Arthropoda; Insecta; Lepidoptera; Crambidae
Source: the annotation of a GenBank genome assembly
AUGGGAGAGCGAGUUUUAAAAACAAUUGUUAAAGAACUUGAAUCAGCAAAAUACUACUCUAUUAGCGUAGAUUCUACGCCGGAUCUAUCCCAUGUUGAUCAGCUCACUUUCAUCGUUAGAUAUGUAAAAGACGGAGAGCCUAUUGAGAGAUUUUUGCAAUUUUUGCCUAUGGAAGGACAUAAUGCGCAAAAUAUAGCAGAUAUCAUUUUAAACUUUUUUGAUAGUCUUGAUAUCCCCAUAAAAGAUUGCCGCGGGCAGAGUUAUGACAAUGCAUCAAAUAUGUCUGGAAAGUACUAUGGUGUUCAGUCUAGAAUAAAAGAAGUAUGUGAAUAUGCAAUUUACGUUCCAUGUGCGGCACAUUCAUUAAAUUUAGUGGGUGUUCAAGCUGUUCAGUGUAUUACUGAAACAGUAGCAUUCUUUCAAUUUGUACAAAAAUUGUACAAUUUCUCAGCUUCGACCAAACGAUGGAAAAUUUUGACAGAGCAUUUAGGUGUAAAUAGGGUCCUGAAGUCUCUUUCGGAAACCAGAUGGUCAGCAGAUGCCAAAGCUAUUAAUGCUUUGCGAAAUGGUUAUUUAAAUAUUUCUGAAGCAUUGUCCUCCAUCGCAAGUGACAACAGUCAACAAGGAGACACUAGAAUCGAAGCUCAAAGCCUAGUAAAAAAAAUGGAAAAAUUGGAAACUGUGCUUCUGACGGAAAUAUGGAAUGACAUUUUGGAAAUUAUGAACAAAACAAGUCUAAGUUUACAGAAUAGCACUAUGACUAUGGACGUUGUAACAAAACUUUACAAAUCUCUGAUCAGUUAUGUCAAUAAUGCACGCAAUAAUUUUAAUCAGUAUGAAACAGCUGCUAAAGAAAAAAAUCCAGAUGCUGAUUACAAAGAUAAAUUUGAAAGAAGAGGAUUCGUAGCUCACGCCUAACUUUUUUUGAAGGCGCGUCAGAGACUUUCCAGUUGAAAGUUAAUGAAAAGUUUCGUGUAAAUACUUUCAUUCCCAUAAUUGACACAUUAAUUACACAUUUAAAACAACGUUCGGCAGCUUAUCAAGAAAUU